Molecule: messenger RNA, 1578 nt
Organism: Postia placenta MAD-698-R-SB12
Lineage: Eukaryota; Fungi; Basidiomycota; Agaricomycetes; Polyporales; Adustoporiaceae
Exons: 11
Coding region: 1-1578 (525 amino acids)
Molecular function (GO): iron ion binding; oxidoreductase activity, acting on paired donors, with incorporation or reduction of molecular oxygen; heme binding
Source: RefSeq, a predicted model, not a curated record
AUGUAUUCCACAUUCCCCACCACGGAGCACGCCCUGCUGCUCCUCACACUCGUUGCUAUUCUAUAUGUUUAUCGAUCUGUCGUCCGCCGACGCAGCGAAGACGUCCACAGGCUGCUUACCGCACCUCGCGAUGUCGCCAGUCUGUGGUGGGGGCAUGAGCUGCUCGCCUUUGAGGGAGAGGCAACCGAGAUGUACACCCGGUGGGCAUCCGUCUGCGGGCCUAUAUUCAAGAUCAAGGCAGCCCUCUUCCACCCUGACAUUGUGGUGGUGACGGAUCACGCAGCCGUACAGUACAUCUUCCAGAACGUCGACGAUUAUGUGAAGUCUCCGGCGUUCAGACCUCCCGUAGCCAAUGUGCUCGGCAAAGGACUUGUAUGGGCCGAAGGCGACGACCACAAGAACCAGCGCCGCAUCCUUGCCACCGCAUUCUCCCCCGAGGCGGUCAAGGGAAUGUCCGAUGACAUAGCGGAAUGCUCUGAGAAGCUCGAGAGCCGCCUCACGAACCACGUCCUCUCCCACGGCGGAGGCAGCACCGUCAACAUCGUCGAACACACAUCCACCUGCACACUCGACAUCAUCGGCCGCGUCGCGUUUGGCUACGACUUCAAGGCGGGCCAGAGCACCGAGGCGCAGCAGAUCCGCGCGUCCUGGGAGGGCCACGUGAACAGCGGCAUCCAGUUCGGCGCGUUCAUCGCGAUGCUCGUCAUCCGCGCGUGCCCGUCGGUAUUCCUCCUCCCGCUGCCCGCGAUCAAGGCGGGCGGGCGCAUCCGCGAGAUCGUGAGCAAGCUCUCGAUGCGCCUCCUCAGGCGCGGCGCGUUCAACGAUCGCGGGCGCGACAUCCUGAGCAUCCUCAUGAAGAACGACGGCGCGCGGGCGGCCAAGGAGGAACGCCUCACGCCCCAGCAAGUCGUCGAUAAUAUUAGCACGUUCAUGAUGGUCGGUCACGAGACCACUGCAGGGUCGCUGAACUUUACUCUGCUCGAGCUCGCGCGCCGUCCCGGGUUGCAGCGGCGUCUCCGGGAGGAGGUGCGCCGGAAGGGGCGCGAGCUCACGUACGAAGACGUCCAACGCCUCGAGCUCCUCGAUGCGGUGGUCAAGGAAGGGCUGCGCCUGUACCCCGCUUCUCCCCAGACCGAACGUGUCGCUCUCAAGGAUGAUGUUAUCCCGUUGAGCAAGCCCGUCCGCACGAGCGACGGCACGAGCAUCAUAUCGCUCCGCGUGGCCGCAGGGCAGGUCUUCCAUAUCCCGUUCACGACCAUGCACGUCAACCCGGCCGUCUGGGGCCCAGACGCAGCCGAGUUCAAGCCCGAGCGUUGGCUCGUGCCUGGGGGCGUGCCUCCCCCGUCUGAGCUCCCCCACGGCUGGAGCGGGCUCGUCACCUUCUGCGACGGGCCGCGCAACUGCAUUGGAUAUCGCCUCGCCAUCUACGAGUUCAAGGUGAUCCUCGCGACCCUCGUCCGCUCGCUCGAGUUCCGCGAGACGACCGCCGAAGUGCACACGCGGAUCUCGCCGACGCUGCAACCGGUGACCGACGGCCAGGGCGGGCUGCUUCCGCUCUACAUCUCGCUCGCUGCAUGA